Triticum dicoccoides is the source of this 1182-nucleotide messenger RNA. Its product is annotated as putative cyclin-dependent kinase F-2. Gene Ontology annotation, molecular function: ATP binding; protein serine/threonine kinase activity. Gene Ontology annotation, biological process: protein phosphorylation; regulation of mitotic cell cycle. The record is from RefSeq and is a predicted model, not a curated record. Lineage: Eukaryota; Viridiplantae; Streptophyta; Magnoliopsida; Poales; Poaceae. Bases 1 to 1182 code for a protein of 393 amino acids. Gene Ontology annotation, cellular component: nucleus. The transcript has a single exon.
AUGGCCGCCCGCAAGCGGCCUGCCGCAGUCCUCGACGCCGGCCACGCCACCACGACGGCGCCUCAACAAUCGCCGGCUUGCUGCAAGAGGAGCCGCACCAGAAUCAGGAGCACCGCGGAGUACGACGAGGAGACCCGCCUCGGCGAGGGCGGCUUCGGCUGCGUCCUCCUGGCGCGCCACCGCGACACCCGCAGGAUCGUCGCCAUCAAGUACCUCUACUGGCCGGAGGGGUCCCAGCAGCCCCCCAACGCCGCUGAGCUUCUGCGGGAGGCCCGAUUCCUCGAGGCCUGCGACGGGAACCCCUACGUCGUCGGCUUCGAGGGCCUAGUGCGCGACCCCGACAACGGCGCCUUCGGCCUCGUCAUGGAGUACGUCGGCGCGCCGAGCCUCCACAAGUUCCUGCGGAACAGGCGCAGCGGCCAGCCGCUCCCGGAGUCCGCCGUGCGCGCCAUCAUGUGGAAGCUCCUCACCGGUGCCAGGACGAUGCACGACCGCCACGUCGUCCACCGCGACAUCAAGCCCGGCAACAUCCUUGUCGGCCAAGACGGCGAACUCGUCAAAAUCUGCGACUUUGGGCUGGCGAUCUCCAUGUCCGAGCUGCCGCCGUACAACCAGGCCGGCACGCCGUUCUACGUGGCGCCCGAGGUGCUCCUGGGGAAGCGGGACUACAACGCGCUCGUGGACACGUGGUCUAUCGGCUGCGUCAUGGCCGAGAUGCUCACCGGUAAGACGCUGUUCCUCGGCGAUGAUGAUGACGACGCCAAAGACAAUGAGAUCAUCCAGCUCUGGAGCAUCUUCCGCUUGCUCGGGACGCCAGACGAGAGGACGUGGCCGGGGUUCACCUCUCUGCCGCUCACCGAAAAGACGCUGAAGCUGCUGCCGCGGGGGCACAAGCACAACAAGCUGCGCGAUCUGUUCCCUGAAGAGAAGCUGUCCGAGCAUGGAUUCCAGGUGUUGCAAGGCCUCCUCACGUGCAACCCCGAUAAGCGACUGACGGCGGCCGCCGCGCUCAAGCACCGAUGGUUUGCUGCUCCUCGUCCCUCGGCCGCCGCUCCAAAGGUCGACGCUUUGUCGCUCCCGAAAAAGAAGGCGCCAAGGAUCAAGUUCAUCCCGCCGGCCAUGCCAGAGAAGAAUCUACUCAAAAUUCCACUCGCCGUGUGGAACGCAGCUCAUCGAGUCUAG